Messenger RNA from Aspergillus brunneoviolaceus CBS 621.78, 752 nucleotides. RefSeq names its product phosphatidylglycerophosphatase. The coding region runs from base 6 to 752 and encodes 248 amino acids. Lineage: Eukaryota; Fungi; Ascomycota; Eurotiomycetes; Eurotiales; Aspergillaceae. The transcript has a single exon. Gene Ontology annotation, molecular function: phosphatidylglycerophosphatase activity. The record is from RefSeq and is a predicted model, not a curated record.
CACAAAUGAACCCCCCAAACACCAACCUCCGCGCCUUCAACCUGGCCGUGACGACCCUCCUCAAAAACCCCUCGCACAUGCUCCCGCACCUCACCAUUCCAACCAUCACCCAGCUCCCCGAACAACUCGGCCCCGCCAUCUCCGCCUCCCUAGCCAAGAGCACCAGCACCAGCACGCCCCUCGAAAAACCGCCGCCCCAAAUCCAAAUCCGCGCCCUCAUCCUCGACAAAGACAACACCCUCUGCCCAGCGCGCACGACGACCUUUCCCCCGGACAUCCUGGCCAAGCUGACGGCGCUGCGCACCUCGCCGACCUCGCCCUUCAACCAGACGACGGCGCCGGACUCGAUCCUGAUCGUCUCGAACCGCGCGGGGAGCCACCCGCGCUACGACGACGAGGUCCGGCGCCUGGAGGCGCAGCUGGCCGACCUCGCCAUCCCCGUGUUCCGGCUGCCGCCCGGGGGCGCGGUGGCCAAGAAGCCGUUCUGCGGCGCGGAGGUGCUGGCCUGGUUCCGGGAGCGCGGGGUCGUGGUGCGCGCGGAUGAGGUCGCGGUCGUGGGCGAUCGGUUGGGGACGGAUGUGCUGAUGGCGCGGGAGAUGGGGGCGUGGAGUGUGUGGUGUCGGGAUGGGAUCGAUGCAGGGGGACAGCGGGAGGGGGCGAAUGUGUUGGAGCGCAUGGAGAUGUGGGUGGAGCGGUAUCUUCGGGUCAACCGGGGGUUGAAGGCGCCCGUGCCCAAGGGGUUUGCUCAAUGA